CGUUUUAUUUUCUCACACCCACGGCUUUGGCUGCUUAAUUGCAGACGGCACAUGGGCGUCCUCGUCUGCUGAAGCCCCGCGCGGAUAGAGAACUGCUCCCAGGCUGCAGGUGCCAACCCGUUGCGCAUUUGAGACGUCCUGAUCCAGAUGGGAUGUAAUGUUGUGUGGCUGCACAGCUGAGCAUUGGUCUCCUUCUGCGCUGCUUCGUGAAGAUUGGCUUUCGGUGCCCAGAGAAUGGCGCGGUUCGGAGACGAGGUACCGGGCAGGUAUGGAGGAGGGUCCGGCGGUGGCGGAGGCGGCGGUGGCCCGGGCGGCCGCGGCGGGAGCAGGCAAGGAGGAGCUCACGGACACGGACAUGGCCACGGGCACGGGCAUGGCCAUGGACAUGGGCACGGUGCCCCGGGAGGCCCCGGGGCCCAAAGAAUGUACAAGCAGUCUAUGGCGCAGAGAGCGCGCACUAUGGCUCUGUAUAACCCCAUCCCCGUGCGCCAGAACUGCUUCACCGUCAACCGCUCGCUCUUCAUUUUCAGCGAGGAUAACUUCGUGAGGAAAUACGCCAAAAAGAUCACCGAAUGGCCUCCGUUUGAGUGGAUGAUUCUAGCCACCAUCAUUGCCAAUUGUAUUGUCCUGGCCCUGGAACAGCAUUUACCCGAUGGGGACAAGACGCCGCUGUCUGAACGCCUUGAUGAUACGGAACCCUACUUCAUAGGAAUAUUCUGUUUUGAAUCUGGUAUAAAGAUCUUGGCACUUGGUUUCGCCUUCCACAAGAACUCCUACCUGAGGAAUGGAUGGAAUGUCAUGGACUUUGUGGUUGUGCUCACAGGGAUCUUGUCCACUGUGGGUUCAGACUUUGACUUGAGGACGCUAAGGGCUGUGCGAGUACUGAGGCCCCUUAAACUGGUGUCUGGUAUUCCCAGUUUGCAGGUGGUGCUCAAAUCUAUAAUGAAGGCCAUGAUUCCACUGCUGCAAAUUGGCCUCCUGCUUUUCUUUGCCAUCCUCAUGUUCGCCAUCAUUGGUCUGGAGUUCUACAUGGGCAAAUUCCACACAACCUGCUUUGACAAUCACACAGGUGAGAUCCGGGAAGAGUUUCCAUGUGGGACAGAACCUCCAUCACGCCAGUGUCCAGAGGGAACCACGUGUCGACAGUACUGGCAGGGACCAAAUUAUGGUAUCACCCAGUUUGACAACAUCCUGUUUGCUAUUCUCACUGUCUUCCAGUGUAUCACCAUGGAGGGCUGGACUGAACUGCUCUACUAUAGCAAUGAUGCCUCAGGGAGUGCAUGGAACUGGAUGUACUUCAUCCCUCUCAUCAUCAUUGGCUCCUUCUUCAUGCUCAACCUGGUGCUGGGUGUAUUGUCAGGGGAGUUUGCCAAAGAGAGAGAGCGUGUGGAGAACAGGAGUGAGUUCCUGAAGCUCAGAAGACAACAGCAAAUUGAACGGGAACUCAAUGGCUACCUUGAGUGGAUCUGCAAAGCUGAAGAGGUCAUCUUGGCAGAUGAUGAAAAUAAUGGAGAUUAUGACGGUUCCCGUAGAAGAGCCGCAAAGAACCACAAGAGCAAAGCUGAGCUUCUAAACACGGAGGAUGGGGAAGGAGAUCUUUCAGUCGGGUCACCAUUUGCACGUGCCAGCUUGAAGAGGUCCAAGCUCGAAGGAUCAACUUUUAAACGGCGAGAGCGACGACUACGCUUUUUCAUCCGACACAUCGUUAAGUCUCAGGCGUUCUACUGGACUGUGUUGUGUUUGGUUGGCCUAAACACGCUGUGUGUGGCUGUAGUGCAUUACAACCAGCCGGAACCGCUUUCAGAUUUUCUAUACUAUGCCGAGUUCAUUUUCCUGGGAAUCUUUCUAACAGAGAUGUUUAUAAAGAUGUAUGGUCUGGGCAGACAGGCCUACCUCAACUCCUCCUUCAACUGUUUCGACUGCAUUGUGAUAUGUGGUAGCAUAUUUGAAGUGCUUUGGUCCGUCAUCCAGCCAGGCACAUCAUUUGGUAUAAGUGUACUGCGAGCUCUCAGGUUACUGAGGAUCUUCAAAGUUACCAAGUACUGGGCAUCUUUGCGUAACCUUGUCGUCUCUCUACUUAACUCCAUGAAGUCAAUUAUCAGCUUGCUCUUCCUGCUCUUCCUCUUCAUAGUUGUCUUCGCCUUGCUGGGCAUGCAGCUCUUUGGAGGACAGUUUAAUUUUGAAAGUGGCACGCCCCCAACCAACUUUGACACCUUUCCCGCAGCAAUAAUGACAGUUUUCCAGAUCUUAACUGGAGAAGACUGGAAUAUGGUGAUGUAUGAUGGCAUCGAGUCUCAGGGCGGAGUCAACAAGGGCAUGGCCUUCUCUGUCUUCUUCAUCGUACUCACGCUUUUCGGCAACUACACUCUGCUCAAUGUAUUCUUGGCUAUCGCUGUGGACAACUUGGCCAAUGCCCAGGAACUAACCAAGGAUGAGCAGGAAGAAGAAGAGGCCGCCAGUCAGAAAAUUGCCCUGCAGAAAGCCAAGGAGGUGGCUGAAGUCAGCCCCCUGUCUGCUGCCAACCUGUCCAUCGCUGCUAAGGAGCAACAGAGGAACCACAAUAAGGGGGUCAGUAAGUCAGUAUGGGAACAACGUACCAAGGAGCUGCGGAAGCAGACACUGGCAUCGAGUCGUGAGGCACUCUAUAACGAGCUGGACCCCGAUGACCGCUGGAAGGCAAGGACAGGGAGAGCAGAGCACAACAAUGUCAACUUCUCACGACAUGUCCGUCCAGACAUGAAGACCCACCUGGAUCGACCACUUGUGGUUGACCCCCGCGAGAACCAAAACAACAACACCAAUAAGAACACUGCAAAUAAUUCAGACUUGUGCUUCAGCCAGCAGCAUUCUGCUGAGGAUCUUAACCGACAAACACACAUGCAAGAACAGGGUGGACAUGUUGGAGAGCCAGGUCCAGCCAGACUUCCGUUGGAACGUGGUGAGUCUACUGAGAGCAGGCGAAGCCAGAAAGCUGAGCAUCGACACCACAUCUCUCAUGUCCGAUUGGAUGCUACAGUGAUUCCUGGUCCAGACUCCGAGGAACGAUCAUCCAGGCGGCAUCACCACACCAGAAACGGCAGUCGAGCCGGAGGACAGUCAGAACACAGGAAGCCCAGGUCACAUCGUAAGACUGCAGAAGAUGAAGACAGUGUGGAAGGAGGUGGAAAAACAGGAUGGCACAAGAACACAAGAAUGGAUGGAGAUAGAGAAGGAGGAGAACAAGAUGAAACUGGUGAUGGCAGUGAGAGGAGACCAAGACGGAAUCGUCACAGCAACCCGCCAGAGGGUGAAGGGAAGAAGAUGUGUCAGCGGCGUAGAAAGGAUUGCAGUGCCCCAAACCUCUCCACCACAAGGCCCAUUCAAAAGAGUCUCUCCAGACAGGACAGCCAGUACAGUGAGGAUAUGGACAACCUCAUGAACACCAAACUGGUCUCUGGUUCCAGCCCACCCAUCGAGGGUUGCCCUAAUCCAGUUGUCAACCGCACUAUGGCCCACAGCUUUGGAUCAGCACUCUAUCUAACAAGCAGCAGCACUCAUGGGAGUUUGGUGGCUUUAGAGCGCUAUGGGAACAUUGGGCAUCGACGUGCCAACAGCAUCAUUCGGCUCACCCACCCUGAUUACACAGCUAUAGACAUUCCAAUUUUCCCAUCCACGAAUGCCAUACUUCAGGUCAACAAGAAUGCAAACACAGAGCCCCUGCCACCGAAGGAGGAUAAGGACGACGAUGAUGAUGAUGACAGGGGAGGUGAAGGAGGACCUAGACCUAUGCCUCCCUUUACUGCCAUGUUUAUCCUGACCACCACCAACCCGUUCCGACGAGCAUGUCACUAUGUGUGCACCCUACGUUAUUUUGAGAUGUGCAUCCUGCUGGUUAUUGCCAUGAGCAGUAUUGCCCUUGCUGCUGAGGACCCAGUCUGGCCUGAUUCCCCCCGUAACAAUGUUCUACGUUAUUUUGACUAUGCAUUCACUGGAGUGUUCACAUUUGAAAUGUUGAUAAAGAUGGUGGAUCUGGGGUUGGUCAUGCACCCGGGCUCUUAUUUCCGGGACUUGUGGAACAUCCUUGACUUUAUAGUGGUUAGUGGUGCUCUGGUGGCCUUCGCCUUCACCGGCGGCGGCGGGAGCAGCAAGGGGAAGGACAUCAGUACCAUCAAGUCUCUGAGGGUCCUGAGAGUGUUACGACCUCUGAAGACAAUCAAACGUCUCCCCAAACUCAAGGCUGUGUUUGACUGCGUGGUGAACUCUCUGAAGAAUGUACUCAACAUCCUGAUUGUCUACUUACUCUUCAUGUUCAUCUUUGCUGUGGUAGCUGUGCAGCUCUUCAAAGGACGCUUCUUUUACUGCACUGAUGAAUCCAAAGAGUUUGAACGUGACUGCAGGGGCGAGUAUUUGGUGUAUGAACGUGAAAACGAAGUGAAGGCACAGAAGCGGGAGUGGAAGAAAUACGAUUUCCACUACGACAACGUGGCUUGGGCCCUACUCACCCUCUUCACUGUGUCUACUGGAGAGGGGUGGCCGCAAGUGCUGAAGCAUUCAGUGGAUGCGACUUAUGAGAACCAGGGUCCGAGCCCAGGAUACCGAAUGGAGAUGUCCAUCUUUUACGUGGUGUACUUCGUGGUCUUCCCCUUCUUCUUCGUCAACAUCUUUGUCGCCCUCAUCAUCAUCACCUUCCAAGAGCAAGGGGAUAAGAUGAUGGAGGACUACAGUUUAGAAAAGAAUGAGAGAGCCUGCAUUGACUUUGCUAUCAACGCCAAACCUCUGACCCGCCACAUGCCUCAGAACAAGCUCAGCUUUCAGUACCGCAUGUGGGAGUUUGUGGUGUCGCCCCCAUUUGAGUAUACAAUCAUGGCAAUGAUCGCACUCAACACGGUUGUCUUAAUGAUGAAGUACAACGGAGCUUCUGAUACCUAUGAAGCUGUGUUAGUCAAUCUGAACAUCGUGUUUACUGCCCUCUUCUCGCUGGAGUGUGUGCUGAAGAUCAUCGCCUUUGGAGCACUGAAUUAUUUCAAGGAUGCCUGGAAUAUCUUUGACUGUGUAACAGUUCUUGGCAGUAUUACUGACAUCCUGGUUACCGAACUUGGGAUGAAUAAUUUCAUCAACCUGAGUUUCCUGAGGCUGUUCAGGGCAGCUCGUCUCAUCAAGCUGCUGAGACAGGGAGAAACCAUUCGCAUUUUGCUCUGGACCUUCGUUCAGUCAUUCAAGGCACUGCCUUAUGUCUGCCUUCUCAUUGCCAUGCUAUUCUUCAUCUAUGCCAUUAUUGGGAUGCAGCUGUUUGGAAAUAUUGCUAUUGAAGAGGAUGGAGAGAUUGCCAUCAACCAGCACAACAACUUCAGGACCUUCAUACAGGCUCUCAUGCUUCUCUUCAGGAGUGCAACAGGAGAGGCGUGGCAUGAUAUCAUGCUAGCAUGUCUCGGGGGUAAGCAGUGCGACCCCCUGUCAGGGAAUACAGAGCCAGAGUGUGGCAGCCAGGUUGCCUAUCUCUACUUUGUCUCCUUCAUCUUCUUCUGUUCAUUCUUGAUGCUGAAUCUGUUUGUAGCCGUCAUCAUGGACAACUUUGAGUACCUGACUAGAGACUCAUCUAUACUGGGACCACACCACCUGGAUGAGUAUGUCAGAAUAUGGGCAGAGUAUGAUCCUGCUGCAUGCGGGCGAAUUCAUUAUAAGGACAUGUACAGUUUAUUGCGAGUUAUCGACCCGCCUCUUGGCUUAGGAAAGAAAUGCCCCCAUAGGGUGGCCUGCAAGAGACUACUCCGUAUGGAUCUUCCUGUGGCUGAUGACAACACAGUCCACUUCAACUCCACCCUCAUGGCUUUGAUCCGCACAGCACUGGACAUUAAGAUUGCAAAGGGUACGGAAGGUGGAAUUGACAAGCACCAGAUGGAUGCAGAGCUGAGAAAGGAGAUGAUGGCAAUCUGGCCUAAUCUUUCCCAGAAGACUUUGGAUUUGCUCGUCACACCACACAAAGCUACUGAUCUGACUGUUGGCAAAAUCUAUGCUGCCAUGAUGAUCAUGGAGUACUACCGUCAGAGCAAGAUCAAACGCUCACAGGCUCUUCGGGAUGAGCAGAAUCGAACGCCAUUGCUGUUUCAGCGGGUGGAGCCCCCUUCCCCUGUUCAGGAUGGAAGGCCGGGAUUAAACACGCCCUUCCCACCUGAGACAACGGGCACUGUCAAUAACCUGCAAGUGGAAAAGGGGGUUCCAGAGAGCCAUUCAUGGAUGACAGCAAGGGCUCAGGAGAUGUCCAGAAAGGCUGGCAGCUGGAGCCCAGAUGGACACCCUGUGGCUGGCCUAGGGAACAUGGCUAAUUCCCAGACCAUCAAUGACAGUAGUCCCAUGAAACGCUCGGCCUCCUCACUUGGUCACAGUAGGUCUGGGUGUGGCCACAGGGAGAAAGGACGAGCGGAUGAUUACACAAUGGAGCGUGUAAUACCUGAAGAGGGAAGAACUUCGAGACACGGACACCGCCGAAAAGACCGGAGUCAUCGAACCUCCGAGAGGUCCCUGUGCCGCUACACUGAUGCUGACACAGGCCUGGGGUCAGACAUGAGCACAACCAAUCAAUCAGGUGACCUCUUAGCCAAGGACAAGGAUCGUGACAAAGACCGUGGUCGGUCCAAAGAUCGGAAGCACCACCACCACCAUCACCACCACCAUGGGUCAGUGGAGAAGGAGCGUUAUGUAGCAGAGCGAGGAGGCGAGCAUGGACACAGGCACUCCCGUGACAGAGAGCAUGACCGCGAGCGGGACCGGCGUUGGUCACGAUCGCCUAGUGAGGGUCGUGAAUGCCUAACACAUAGACAGGGCAGUAGUUCGGUGAGUGGAAGUCCAGUCCCUUCGACCUCGGGGACCAGUACACCCCGCAGAGGCCGCCGACAGUUGCCCCAGACCCCAGCAACACCCCGACCCCAUGUUACCUACUCCCCUGUGGUCCGUAAAGCCAUACCCACACCACCUGGGGGACCGCAGGGUCGAACCCCUGCCUCAGCCCCCCGUCACUUUUCUCCUGAGCAUCCCCAAGGUCAAGGCCCUCAUCCACCUGGCAUCUCACUGGCCCACCAUGGCACACCACGCCAGGGUCAUCAUCCUCCCUCACGUUGGGGGGAUUCAGGUGGAGGCGGAGGCUCCAUGGAAGGAGAUGGCUGUUUCUACAACCAGGACUACGAGCCUCACCAUGAACCUCCUGCCUAUGAGCAGAACCCCAUGCAGGGCGGCAACCCUCAUUCACAUGCACUGCCACCUCCUCAUCAAUCACAACCUCACAACCCUCAUCCUCUGCCUCCUCCGCAUCCCCACCCCACAAACAACCCCCAUCACACAGCCCACUCUCAACCCAGUCGCACCCCACCGAGGACUGCUCACCAUGCACCCCCUCCAACCACUGCAUUGACUGGGCCCGGACAAGGCCAAGUGCAACCCGCUGCCCAACGUCGCCUUCCCAAUGGCUACCGCUCUUCCUCACCAUCCACACAUCACCAUGUACCCCCACAUAUUGGACCUCACAAGGUCCCCCUUCCAAGUGCGCAUCCUCGAGGACCCUGUAAGGGCUUGCAUGAACCCUACAGUGAGACGGAGGAUGAUGACUGGUGCUAGCCUCUGGGGAUGGGAGGAGGGUAAGAGGAAAAAUGCUAAAUGACAGAACAAUGGAGAGAACAAUAAUGGGAAGCCCUAUUCUAGAGCACUGACUGCCAAGGGAAACCAUGAUUCUUUCUUUCUUGUUUCUUCAAUUUUUAUUUCUCUCCUCCAAUGCUUGGCAUGCCUCAGAGGUUUCAGGUCCAGCAAAGGCAUGGGUGUCAGAGUGAAGGUAUGGAACAAAAAUGCUGAGGCGAAAGCCUGAUUGAAAAGUACACGAAGGGGAGAUAUCAUUAUCGGUCUGCUUGCAUUUUUGUUGCAUUCUUCUCUUGAUGCUAAAGGAUGAAAAUCUGAAGUUGCAUUUGCAAAGAUGCAAAAGAAGGUGUGAUGGACACUAGUCAUUUUGUGUCUUAAAUUAUGCCUCUGGCAUUGCGCUACAGCCACUUAAAAGAUGUCAAGAGUCGUGACUCAACAAGAAACACUUUACAUUCAGAAGAAGAAGAAUCACCGUGUGUUGCUACUCAGAACUUCAGUUAUGUAGCUGCAAAAAGAAUCCAACCCUCCCAGCCACCAGAUGAAUAUUGAUGAGUUUUAUCAUCUGUUUUUAAGUAAGAACAAAAUUGAAAAUCUGCCUUCCGCCUGUGUGAGGUGUGCAGGGCACGUGGGUGGGAGAGUUGGGGCCGUGUGGUGCGGGGUGACAAGUCUCUAAAUCGAACUCUAUAGAGGAAAAGGCGGGAUGGAGUGGGGAUGUCUACCAUUGUCCCUUCUCAUGAAAACAAUUUAACCAACCUCAACUUUUGACCUAUGAAAGAAGAAAAACAAAAAAGUGAAGAUGGUUGUCAGAAAAAAAACUCUUUUCUGCUGUAUUUCUUCUACUCCUGCAGCUGCUUCUCCUUCUUCUUCCUGGUCGUCCUUCUUCAAAACAUUGAAGCUUGAAUCUUCUGUUGCACCCAACACAGCGUCAUUCUGUUAGACUUGCAAAGUUGUGCACCCUGUGAAAACCUGCAUGAAUGAAACAAAAAAAAAGAAUUGUAUUAAUAGCAACAAUGAGAAUCUACUGUGUGAUGGGGGAAUUUUUCAUUGGUCUUUUCUGUUGUGCUGUGUAGAGCUUCUCUCUUUUGAGUAAAAAUACCUUUCUGUUUCUCUCUGUCUCCUUUCUACAAUGCAUUGCCUUCCUCUGGAUCAUCAUCACUUCCACUAAAAUCAGAUGUAACAAGGAUAAUAUAGAGACUGGGUGUAUCUAAAUGGGAUGAAGGGGUUGCUGUUGCUUGCCUGUCUGUAUGUUCUGUGCCAAAUGCCUGCCACAUACUUUUUUGAGGAAGUAAUUUUUUGUAACUAAGAUGAUAAUCAUAAAAAAAGACAUACUGGGAAGCAGGGUAAGAGCAUCUGGUAACAAUUCAUAACUGUGAAUACGUUUGGAAAUUCAUUUACAUCUCAAAGUCUUCCAGGGUUUGGGGUUAAAACAAAUAUUAGAGAGAAAGAGAGCAA
This is a messenger RNA of Thalassophryne amazonica, 9054 nucleotides long. RefSeq names its product calcium channel, voltage-dependent, P/Q type, alpha 1A subunit, a (gene cacna1aa). The record is from RefSeq and is a predicted model, not a curated record. Gene Ontology annotation, cellular component: membrane; voltage-gated calcium channel complex; neuronal cell body. Gene Ontology annotation, molecular function: high voltage-gated calcium channel activity. NCBI's taxonomy places the organism in Eukaryota, Metazoa, Chordata, Actinopteri, Batrachoidiformes, Batrachoididae. Gene Ontology annotation, biological process: chemical synaptic transmission; calcium ion import across plasma membrane.